UAGGAAGAGACUCUGGAGGAGAUUCGGAGCCCUGCAAAACCGACGGGGCAGUAAAAACGCUGGCAUCGUCCGGGGCCGGGACCUCUUGGGGGGCAUAGGAACCAAGGGAAGGAGGAAAAGCAACGAGGGAGCAAGCCGUCGGAUAGGUACACACACGGACAAGAAGAGAGUGCGCUCCUGCAGAUCUGCAUGAACUCUUAAAAGAAAUGGAUCGUGGGGGGAUUUUUUUGAGGAAACUGCAAGGAUGAUAUAAAGGCCAAUGCAACUACUGUAGUGGAGGGGAAAAAAUUACAACCCUUGCCCCGCCUCUGAUCGAGGAUGUAAAGUUUAGAACUAUACAGGCUGAGGGGGAACUUCAAUCCUAUUCUUUCCAACACCAGGUAGUAGUUUGUAUCUCUAAUAAACAUCUUCAUGCCUUCUUGGGUAAUUGUUCUGUUGUAGAACCAAGUGGGGCAACUUUCUGAGUUCCCUGGCUCCAUCCUCCCUCCAUCAACGGAGACUUGGACUCCAUAGCAUUUGCCUUUUCUUGGGCUCUUGGAAAAUGGUUCAGCUGAAGCUGGCUAUGCAGCACUUGAAUCAGGCGAUGAUGCUUCCAUUCAUGGAGCCAUAAUCUGGCUAAAUAGGCAAGAGAGAAGAAGAGAAGAGGAAGGAAAAGAGGAGCAAAAGAGAAGAGUGGAAAUCUCUGGUUUUCUAACUUUGGUCGUCUAUCAUGAGUGGUGGAAGGUUUGACUUCGAUGAUGGAGGAGCCUACUGUGGGGGCUGGGAAGGUGGCAAAGCCCAUGGGCAUGGCAUCUGUACUGGCCCCAAAGGUCAGGGCGAAUACUCUGGCUCUUGGAACUAUGGUUUUGAAGUGGUGGGGGUAUACACAUGGCCCAGUGGUAAUACCUAUGAGGGGUACUGGUCUCAAGGAAAGCGACAUGGCUUAGGGAUUGAAACCAAAGGACGAUGGCUUUACAAAGGUGAAUGGACCCAUGGUUUCAAGGGAAGAUACGGUAUAAGGCAGAAUGUCAGCAAUGGAGCAAAGUAUGAAGGUACCUGGAAUAAUGGGCUGCAAGAUGGAUAUGGUACAGAGACCUAUGCUGAUGGAGGUACCUAUCAAGGCCAGUUCACCAAUGGCAUGCGCCAUGGUUAUGGAGUUCGUCAAAGUGUCCCAUAUGGUAUUGCAGCUGUGGUCCGCAACCCUCUAAGAACCUCCCUUACCUCCCUACGGAGUGAGCACAGCAAUGGCACGCUGCUACAACACGAUUUGCCAUCAGCAAACCUGGAACAUGUUCCAAUGUCACCCACCAUAACUCGGGGUGGCUUUGCUCUCAGCUUGUAUGCAGAUGCUGAUGCUGGAAAAUUAAAGAAGGGGGGACUCUUCAGGAGGAGCUCCCUUUUUGGGAAACUCAAGAAAUCUGACUCCAAGGCCUCUUUGUCCAGCCAAAGGAGUCGACUCAGUUUCCUUAAGAGUGAGAGUGGGAUGAGCUCUACAGGUAGUGAUGCUACCUCCACUGCCAGUCUGGGAGAAGGAGUAGAAGGAGAGGACUUUCCACCUUUUGAUGCUGAUAUUGAUGCCACCACCACAGAAUCCUACAUGGGAGAGUGGAAGAAUGACAAGCGUUCAGGGUUUGGCAUAAGUGAGAGAUCAAGCGGCCUGAAGUAUGAGGGUGAGUGGCUAGAUAACGUGCGGCAUGGAUAUGGUUGUACCACGUUGCCUGAUGGGAAGAAGGAAGAAGGAAAAUACCGCAUGAACGUAUUGAUCAAAGGCAUGAAGAAACGGGUGAUACCUCUAAAAAGUGCAAAGAUAAGGCAGAAAGUGGACCGGAGCAUAGAAGGUGCUCAGAGAGCAGCAGCCAUUGCCAGACAGAAAUCUGAGAUUGCAGCUUCUAGGACUGCCCACGCCAAAGCCAAGUCAGAAGGUGCAGAACAAGCAGCUAUAGCAGCUAACAAUGAAUCCAUGUUAGCCAGGUCGAUGGCCAGAGAAUUGUCUCCAGACUUCUAUCAGCCAGGCCCUGAAUAUCUGAAGAGGAGGCUACUCCAGGAACUCAUGGAAAAUGAGGAGAAUGUGGAGCAUAUAGAAGAAACGCCCCCUGUUGAAGAGACAUCUCCAGCAACACCUCCAGAAAGUCCCCAAGGUGAUGAGCAGGAGUUUAUGAAACCUAAGGGGAGUCCAGCUCCAACUCCAUCACCAUCUGGCACACCACCUGAGUCCAAGCGUGCUAAGCAGGGUUCUCAGAAAGAGGGUUUUCUCAGCCCUGGAAACUGGAACGGAGAUCAUACCAAGAAUGGGAAUUAUACAGGAAGUAGGCCCAACACAUCUUCUAGUGCGCUACUGGCACCAGUGGAGAAGUCAGGAAGUAACAGCAGACCGGCUUCUCAGAGCCCCAGCCGUCCUAGCCAUAUGAAGAUUGCUACUGAUAGGAUGGAGAUCAAGCCCCUUGAAAGGAUACAGAAAGAAGGUGAAGUUAAAUUAUUUGAGGGCUAUCACAGUUAUGCUGUUCGGACCUCUCCAGUUACACCCCCAGUGGAUAAUGAAGAAGAGCCAUUCUCAGACUCCACAUUUCCUACCAAGCCAAAGUCCCCAGAGCCAGAAUCUGAGGUGAAAGCAGUGGAUCACAAAUUAGAGCUAGAAAAAAGGGAAAGUACACCUGUCACCCAACAUGAACCAGGUCACAGAGAGAAAAAAAUAAUCAAGAAAGAAUCUAAGCUUGAGCCCAAACAACCUGAGCCUAAAGUAGAAGAGAAAGUAGAAACUGUGAGUGAAACCAAACCUGAAGCCAAGAUGGUAGCUAAAACUGAGCCCAAGACUGUGGUGAAAAAAGUUUCUGCACCAGAAGCAGCCACAAAAGAGGUGGUAGAGAAAGAAGAGGGACCUAACACAAUAAUCAUCUGCAUGGUCAUUUUAUUGAACAUUGGCCUGUCUAUCUUAUUUGUACAUUUUCUGACAUGAUGAGAUACUGAACAAGAAGUUUAUGCUGGUCCAAACAACCAUCCUGAUCAGAGAUAACAUCAGCCAUUCAGAGCUAUGUUAAAAGGAAGAAGCAUAGAAGCACCCAGCGAGUGUACUGUGGUCAUGAACAAUUACGCAAUGCUUCUGGCAAACUCUUUUGCUCCAACCAUAGCAGGAAGAGAUCUCAAAUUUUACAACUUCUUUUAUUCUUCCUUUUGUUUUGAGUCUGGGUUGCUUUGAAGAUAAUUUUGAUGAACUACACUGCCACUUGUUAAAGAAACAAGUGAAGAUGAAGGAUUCAUCUUAAUUGUGGAAUGAAAACACAAACUAAAAAGUCUUUUCUUUGAAUUUCACUGUGAAAGCAUCAGACAUAGUGGUACAAAUCUUCCAGUCCCCAUAUUUCUAAAUUGUGCUGCAGCUCUGAAUCACAAUUAACUCCAAGAACGUGCUGAAGAUGGCUGGGGGGAGGGGGACAGUCAUGCAUGCCCCUUGUUAUAUUUUGAGCAAUUAUCCAAGUCCCUGAAAAAAACAGUUUGCUUAAAUCAGUAAUAUGGUCUUAGUCAAAAAAGAUAGAAUUCUUAGGAAAGGUUUAGAAACUAGGGCUUAAAACUUCUUCCUGUCUUGUAAGGGACACUUCCCUCCCUCCCCAAUCCUAUAUUCUGCAUUCUAGAAGCUGUAGCUUUUUGUUCUUUUUUUAUCUUUUAGCUCUAUUAGGAGAGCCAAAAUGUUUGGGCAUUCAAUUUCCCCCUUUCCCCCACUGUCCAAUUUGAUGCUUCUCUCCACUAGCAAAGCAACACAUUCAUUUCUUUCUCAAACUUUUUCAACCUCAAAUUGAGUUUACGAUUUGGAUACGAAGAAUUUGUGAGCCACUUUUGUAGCUAAUAUAGAAGUGGAGCAAAGCAUCGUAUAAUGAUGAACUGGCUCAGUUGGAACUAUUUAGCUAUCUAAAUGUCUAGCAGGCUAUGUGUGGGCUUUUGCAGCUUCUUUUAUCUCUUUGGUGUGUCGUUCCCCAUAUUUCUUCAUUGAUUGCACAGCUUUGCUUUAAUUUGGCUAGCUGACAGUGGUGGGAGAGGACCAGGCUAGUAGCUUGUUCUUUGCUUCUAAAAGUUUCCAUUUAGAUGUCUUUAGCAUUUGUCCUGGGCCAGUAGCAGUUGAGAGACUCCGAGGAGUUGGUAUACCAAUUGUCUAUAUUGUGUAUAAGCCUAAAUGGUUCUUUUUGUCAGUCAUACUUGGAGCUAUUUUCUUUGGAGAUUAGUCCUAUUUAAUAUCUUCUCAAAACAAAAGCUUGAAAGAAGUUCACCAAAGAAGUUGGAGGCUUUAAAGAAAAGAAGACUCUCCCAACCAUGUCACAAAGCAGUGACCAGUGCUAAGCACAAAGCUUCCAGGGUAAAUUGCACGCAUCAUAGAGCCAGCAGCACAACUGGAGCAUCAGCCAGCAAAGCCAAGGAUGCAGAAGGGAGUGGAUGGAGAGCUGGGACAAGAAUGAAAUAUGGGCAAGCAAUCUUCUUGAUAACCAACCGGCAACAUGUCCCCUAAUUAAUUCUGGGUAUAGUUUCCCCACACAAACCAAAAUGAAUACAGUGUUAGGAAAAAUUGGUGGUUUCACCUGCUCCUAAUUCUGUUUAAGAAGUCUAUCUUCUAAAACGAGAGAAGCUUUUUUCCUGAAAAGCAGAUCCCAUUUUAGGACAUAAAUAAGUCACAAUUUAAAAAAAAAUGAAAAUAAAUCCUAUCUUCUUUUAUGGAUGUCAGCGCAAGGAUGCUGGAAUCUGGUCUUACUGUAAGCAAUUCUUUUUGCAAUGCUGAUUAGCAGCAAUUAAACACCAUGAAACUUGUUUAGCUUACUAACUAUAGGCUGCAUUUUAAUUUGGCUUGCUAUAAAUGUUGGUAGAUGAAAUCAGUGCUCAUUUAAUAACUACAAAGUGCCUUGAGUAUUUUUAUUGCUAGCUUUGUUUAUUCCCUUCCCACCCUAAAAUUAGACCUGUGGCAAGAUACAUUUUACACUCCGUCCUUUUCUGUAUUAUUCAGAUGCACACAUAGCUUGUCAUUGAAAUAUCAGUAUGUGAAUCUGUCUUUAAAGUGUGUGGAUGUUCCCUUUCCCAACUUUCUUUGAGGGGGGAGAGAACAAGGAUUUUUGUUUCCAAAAAGGUUUUUAAAAGUACCUUCUUUAAACCUGACAGUGAUUUGUUAUAUUCAUAGUGACAGUCCUUGGAAUUGCAGCCGUGGGUUAAAUGUGAGCAAGUAAAAUAGAGAAGAAAAUUAAUUGUAGGUGCCAAAAGGUGACAGGAUUUUAAGUGCAGCAGGUAAACCAUGUUUUCAGAACAGAUGACUUACAACUCAUGAAUUGCUAAAAACGAAUUUGGAAGACAGGAGUGCUGUUCCUGACAGCUUGUUUAAUAAAUAACAUUGCUUUGAAGGAGGAGAAAAACAAGAUUUCUAACAACGAAUGAGGUAUGGCAACACCACUCAGAAAAUUGUGCAAGAUUAUCUUGUCCUUCAAAUGUGAAAUAAUAGCAAUAUAGGCACUUUUGAGGCUUUUAUUGUUACGUUUCCUUUUCAUCUAAAUAUACUCCCUUAAACAUAACCAGGCUGUUAUUUGCUUUUGAAACCUGACAGCCUCUUUCCUGGCUUUCCAGGUGUACAGUUUUAGUAUGCCAGCGGCUUUACAACAAAUGAUUUUCUUUGAAAGAUGUCAAUGUCCUUUAUUUAUCAUGAAGUGCAAAAUUGAGUCUUCUUGAAAAAUGUUAGGGUUAUUCCAGGGGUGGGUUCUAAAUUUUUUUACUACCGGUUCUGUGGGUGUGGCUUAUUUUGUGGGCGUGGCUUGGUGGCCAUGUGACAGUGGGUGUGGCUUGAUGGUCAUAUGACUGGGUAGGCGUGGCCAACUCAGUGUCUCUCAUGUCAAGGGGUACCUCGCCUGGCCCCUCCCCUCCUAGCCAUUCCUUGUCACACCCAGGCUCAACGUAUCUAUAGUUCUGCAAAAAUAUUGUUCACCUUUUUUCAACUUUAUUACCUACAUACUAUAGAUCAGGGGUCUCCAAACUUGGCCACUUUAAGACUUAUGGACUUCAACUCCCAGAAUUCCUCAGCCAGCUUUGCUGUCUUAAAGUCUUAAAGUGGCCAAGGUUAGAGACCUCUGCUAUAGAUGCACUUUCAUGGACCACUGAAAGGAGGAAAUGGCUCACAUGCUUUGCCCAAGAGUGUGAUAGGCAACAGGCUUUUAAGGGGCUGCAAGAAAUAAGAUGGGGGGGGGGAAAGUAUUUUCCCAAGCACCAGAAGGCAAAACAAGAAGCAAUGGAUGGAAACUCAACAAAGAGAGAAGCAACCUAAAACUAAGGACUAACUUCCUGACAGUAUGAACCUAUAUAGGUUUCAGUCUUAAUUUCACAUAUAAAAUAGCCAUUCAUGUAAUACAACCUGCAUAUUGUUCAAAACAAUCAUUAGUAUUAUUGCUGAUGUUUGACAGCAAGCCUAAAGUCCCCAUUCCCCCUCCACUCCAGGGGAAGGUUAGUUCAAAAUCCCCAUUUCCUCCCCACCCCACUAAUCUGUUCUGGAAAGGAAUCAAACUCCUCCCUCUUCAUUUCCCAAAUAAAAUAUCCCAGAUAAUUAAGGAAUAAUUAAGCUGUUAGCAAGGAACCUGCCUGGAAUUCCACGUUCCUGCCAGCUGCAUAAAGGAAACUUUGUAAGCAGAAAACAGCUGCCGGUGCUUACAGAUAAUACAAAGUGGAAGGCGGAAUUCGGCUCCAUUUACAAGCAGACAGAAAACUCAUUCAAGACAGGAUACUUCACAAUGGAAAUCGCCCAAACCUUUUUAGAAACACAAAGCCCAUGUUGCACAAACCCCAAAACUUCAGAAACAUUGAACCAUAUAAGAAUUCCUCCUCUUAUCCAAUUUGUUGUUCAGCUGACUGAGAAAGGAGCUUCUAGCCGCUCUGUCAAUUUAAAACGACAGGGUUUCCCCCACCCCUUCUUUGCCAAGCAAUCUCCUGGCUGAGAAGCGAGCCGAUCAGUUGGGAGGCUUCUUGGCUUCUCAAUUUAAAGGGACAGUGUCUUGGGUUUUUUUUUCUCUUUUUCGACAAGUGAGUCUUGAUUUUUUCCUUCUAGCCGAUCAGCUGGGAGACAGGAGGCAGCAAUAGAUUGGGGGUGGGGCCAGGCAAAAUUUUUACUACCGGUUCUCCGAACUACUCAAAAUGUUUACUACUGGUUCUUGCGAACUGGGGAGAACCGGUAGCAACCCACUACUGGGUUAUUCCCACCCACCUCUGAAUUCUCUUUUGCAGAAAUACUGUGUGGUUAUAUUCUUCAUUAUGCUUUGUUCUCUACAACGUAAUGACAAGGAUAAAGUAAAUACAUUUGCUGUCUGUGGCAUAUAUAGGGCAGGAUCCAUAGACUAUCUGUCCAGAGGCUGUUGUUUUUUUAAAUUAUUUUAUUUUAGACAGCUGGAUCUCCAUGCCAAAUUAUAAAACUGAUUUUGAAAUUUGUCCUUUUCAAGUGUAAUAUGGCUGACUACUACAGUGUGAAAUGCUCUCACUUGGAGUGCCAAACAUUUUUGUCUGUCCUUGCCAUGUAUGUUUAUACAUAUACAUAUCCUUAAACAGAAUGAGCUUCUUGGUGCUUGUGCAUACAUUGGUACCCCCCGAUUCGCUAGGAACUGCUUUGUUUACAUUAAAAGGACAAGCCUUCACCAAAGAAAUAAAUGUAAGUAAUUUAAUAGAGGGGGAAUGAACCACAUAUGGCCUUUUGGCUCUCAAACAAUGCCAUUCCUUCUUACAGUCCUGAGAACCUUGACUUUUAAGAUUGUUCAAAGGAUCUUUUUUAUUUCUUGUUCCAAAUACCAGCUUGAACAAGAUGACACAAAAAAAAUCCAGAGCCUCAUAUGGAAGUCCCUGCAGGUGUGAGUUUUUCCAUUCGUGCACAAGAGGCCUCUUUUAAGAUGAAUGGAAAGGUCCUGCAGGAAAGAGAUCUGCCUCCUACUUCUUACUUCUCCCAAAGAACUUCUGGAUUGGGACUAAUGUGUGCACAAGCCCUGUGGAGCUUUGCUUCCUCGGGUGAGCAGGAGCGGGUUUACCUCAGUUUGCAUGCUUUCAAACAUAGUUUGAUAUUCUUAAAAUGUUCAGGGCUUUCAAAAUGACAGAUGUAUCAUCACCAGAAGCAUACCUUUUGAAAUCACACAUUUUAAAAAUAAAAAUUUUAAAAAAUGACAAUUUGUGCAAUGCUAUCCAGGUCCUU
Molecule: messenger RNA, 8155 nt
Organism: Ahaetulla prasina
Lineage: Eukaryota; Metazoa; Chordata; Lepidosauria; Squamata; Colubridae
Gene: JPH2
Product: junctophilin 2
Exons: 6
Coding region: 710-2932 (740 amino acids)
Cellular component (GO): junctional membrane complex; sarcoplasmic reticulum; plasma membrane
Source: RefSeq, a predicted model, not a curated record